Molecule: messenger RNA, 914 nt
Organism: Pseudogymnoascus destructans
Lineage: Eukaryota; Fungi; Ascomycota; Leotiomycetes; Thelebolales; Thelebolaceae
Exons: 1
Coding region: 30-914 (294 amino acids)
Source: RefSeq, a predicted model, not a curated record
CACCACACCCCAACCAAACGCAGCCCAACAUGACCCCCCUAACCUUCCGCAACGGCAUCUCCAUCGCCCUCCUCGUCCUCUACGCCCCCCUCCUCCUCCUCGGCGCCUUCCUCUCCAAACGCCACGGCUUUGGCCGUUCCUCCGGCUGGAUCUUCCUCGUCAUCUUCUGCACCCUCCGCCUCCUCUCCGCCGCCAUAAACCUCGCCCUCAUCAACUCCCCCACCUCCACCUCCCUCCACAUCGCCAACAGCAUAACCAACUCCCUCGGGCUCUCCCCCCUCCUCCUCGCCUCCCUCGGCCUGCUCAACCGCGCCAUCGAAUCCAUCGAGCGCCGCGCCCACUCGGUGACUGUCACGCCGCGCCAUUUGCGUCUGAUCCAGCUGCUCGUCAUGAUCGGUCUCAUCCUCGCUAUCGUCGGCGCUGUCAACCUCAGCGAUGCCAAAACUGAUGACGACGUCCAUCAGGCGCGGACGCUCGUCCAGGCAGCGGCCGGACUCUUCAUCGCUGGCUACGUCAUCCUGUGCCUUGCGACCGCGCGCGUCUUCUUCGCCAUCUCGUCCGCGGAGGCGGGGGAGCGGCGUCUCAUUCCCGCGCUGACGGCUGCGCUGCCGUUCCUCCUCGUUCGCGUAGUCUACGCGGGCGUUGGUGCUUUCGGGGACAAUGCGAAGUUCAAUGCUGUGACGGGGAGUGAUGUGGUUUUCCUGGUUAUGGUGGUGCUUAUGGAGUUGGCGGUGGUAUGCAUCUUUGAGGGCGUGGGUAUCACGCUCAGGGCCAUUCCAGAGGAGGAUAGGGGGAAGGUGUGGGAUUACAUGGAGAUGCCUGUGACGGGGGGGUUGGUGGGCAAGUUGGUAGGUGGGAGGAGGCAUGAGUCGAGGAGGGGCGAGCCGGUGGCAGAGAGGAGGUAUGGCGCGUAG